UCUGCAGGGAGAGAAGAGAGAAAGUCAGUGAGAGCAGAGACGGAGAGACAAACCACAGCAACACCAGGAACAACAAAACCAAGAGAACCAAGGGAACCCAGGGAACCCAGCUCCUCCUGCAGACGGCUCAUUGGUUUAUAUCUUCAGGAUGACUUCCUGUCUGUGGACCCUCCUCUUCCUCUUACCUUUAACAUCAUCCUUCAUGGCUGCAGCUCAACCGGCCGGCUGUAAAAUCCGCAUCACUGACAGAGCUCUAGACAUGUUGAAGUCUGAGACAGAGAAGUUUGUAGAAGAAGAGCUCAGUAACAUCAGUAUGCCAGAGAUGAAGGGCAAAGACGGACGCUUCCAAUACACCAUCAAUGAUGUGAAGAUUAACGAGCUGAAUCUGACUCACGCUAACCUUCAGUUCAUCCCUGACAUUGGUUUGAUGUUUGACGUCCAGAACUCAUCGAUCUCUCUGAGUUUCCACCGACGGAUCCUCUACUGGUUCUUCUACGACACAGGAAUCAUCAACGCAUCCGCUGAAGGAGUGAACAUGAACACGGUUCUGAAUCUGAUCAGAGAUGACGAGGGUCGUCUGAAGAUCAACAACAUCACCUGUGACGCCAACAUUGCCAAGAUGAGGGCCAUGUUCAGCGGGACGCUGGGGAAGGUUUAUGGCUUCCUGUCCAGCCUCUUGACCACAGGCAUGCGCUUCCUUCUCAACCAGCAGAUCUGUCCCGCUCUGGACCACGCUGCUCUGGUUCUCGUGAACUCGAUGUUGGACACCAUCCCAGUGAGGUCUGACGUUGACGAGUUUAUCGGCAUCGAUUAUUCUCUGAUUGACGAUCCAGUUGUGACCUCCAGGAGCCUCGACAUGCACUUCAAGGGGAUGUUUUUCGACCUGUCACAGCCAAACCACACGAUGAUGAACCACGCCGUGGAUCCGGUCAUGGGAGAGUACAACAGGAUGGUUUACCUCGCUCUGUCUGAGUACUUCUUUGACAGCGGGAUGACUGCCUACUACAAAGCAGGACUCUUCCAGUUAAACAUCGCCAACGAGAAGAUGCCCAAAGACAUGGAGAUGCUGCUGAGGACCACCUACUUUGGAGCUAUAAUGAUGCUGGACCCGGCUCUGAUCGAGGCCCCGCUCUCUCUGCAGCUAGCCGUCAACUCGGAUCCAAAAACCACCAUCAAGACAUCUGGAGCGACGGUCCUCAUGACGGCCAUCGUCAAGGUGAUGGUGCUGCCUCCAGGUCAGCCUCCGGUCCAGCUCAGCAGCAUGACCAUGGAAGCAAAGUUUAACGCAAAAGUCUCAAUGAAGGGAAAACGUCUGGCUGUUCAUUCUGACCUCCGCAGGUUUAAAAUCUUCUCCAAUCAGUCGGCACUGGAAUCUCUUGCACUGAUUCCUCUUCAGGCUCCUCUGAAGACGAUGCUGCAGAUGUCUAUGGUUCCUUUAAUCAACAACUACACAAAGCGAGGCGUUCAGAUCCCGCUGGCUGAUGGGAUGGAUUUCAUUGAGGAGGUGGUUGAAUAUCACAACGGUUACAUUGUGAUUGGAGCGAAUCUUCACUUCAUCAAAGGACUGAAAGAAAUAGUGGCAGAGAAAAUCCAGAAAGAGACAAACACUGUCUAAAGGUGUAUUUAUCAGUGUGAUAUUAGAAGUCUUCAAACACUAUACAGAACUUUUCUGCAAGGUUGUCAGAAUCUUUAAUGUUGUUAUAAUUUCCAACACCAUGGAGGUUUUUGAAGAGACUGUCUCUAGUAUUUACAGCUCGAUGUUUUUUUUUAAAGAGACCAAAACUUUAUAAAACACACCUCUUUGGUCAUAUUUUAAUCCAAAGUGACAGGACUAGUCCACUGGUAUCACAGUUCAGCUAAGGCUGAUGUUUCCAGACUCCUGUGGUUUGUAGAGGUGUCAGAGUUGCGUUAAUGUCUCUGAUGAACAGACUGAGAGCAGAAGCGUUGACACUUUCUAGAACACAGAAAUACAGAGAUGAUGUUUCUGAUUCCCUCUGUGUCUGGGCUCUUUGGACAGCCUGCAGGACUUUACCUGCAUGUUAAAACAAGAAAUAACCCAGAACUGGUGACUAGGACUUCUAUUUGCUGGCAUCAGAAUCACUGAUGAAUUUAGCCAGCCUUUAAAAGCUGUUGUCAUGACAACCUUGCAGUGCUGUAUAAUUAUAGAUGCUGUAUAUAACUUCCUGUUGUAAAUAAAGUGGUUGACUAAAUAAAGGAAUAAACUAAC
This is a messenger RNA of Cheilinus undulatus (humphead wrasse), 2227 nucleotides long. RefSeq names its product phospholipid transfer protein. Bases 149 to 1615 code for a protein of 488 amino acids. The record is from RefSeq and is a predicted model, not a curated record. Gene Ontology annotation, molecular function: phosphatidylcholine binding; phosphatidylethanolamine transfer activity; phosphatidylcholine intramembrane carrier activity. NCBI's taxonomy places the organism in Eukaryota, Metazoa, Chordata, Actinopteri, Labriformes, Labridae. Gene Ontology annotation, biological process: high-density lipoprotein particle remodeling; phospholipid transport; ceramide transport. The transcript is spliced from 15 exons.